AUGGCACCGAAAAUAUACAACAUGAUACCUAAAAUAUACAACAGUAAGGCCAGAUCUCGCUGCUACGAAGCCAUACUCUUCAUUCUGCUAUUGUGCGGUUACAACUACAAUUACUUCGAUAAAAAUAUGUUCUACAAAAUCACUGCCAAAUUCUACUGCCUCAUCCUGGUUUCCGUUAUGGUAUACACGACAUUCGCAUGUCGCAACACCCAGAAUUGGCCGCAUAUAUGGUUAUUACUGGAAUACGUCUUCUCAGCUCUAAUAAUAUUGUGUUAUCGGACGAAAAUGAACCUAUUCCUGCAGAAAUUAAAGCUGAUAGACAUGUAUUUGAGGAUCAAUUACAGACAUUACAAUUGGGAGUUGUGGAAGAUCAUCGGUUUCACUAUUGUCUUAUGGGCUUUGAGGAUCGGACAUAUGUACUUAUAUUGCGCUAAAGAUUGGUGUUACGACAUCUUUAGCAUUUUUUUGAUUAGUCAGUUCUCUACUAUCGCUUUGGACGUCAACGGCGUGUGGCGAUGCGCGAUCUUUGACAUCAUACGAUAUCGGUUGAAGAUACUCCGGAUUAGAUUAGAAGAGUCACCCGAAAAUAACUUUUAUUUGUAUGUAAAUAAAAACAAAACGCUCAAAGAGAACAAGAUUAGACUUAUGUUGUUUAUUUAUAGAACUAUUGCUGAUGUGCUUGCGAUGAUAUCGCCGGAAUUGGAUGCAACAGUGAGUAUUACGUUUUAUCUGGAACCAACCUUACUCUUCGUAUGUGGAUUUCUCAUGUUGCACACACUUCAGAUAAUAUUAUUUCUCUUCACACCUUUCCUGAUAGUGGAAUUUUAUUCGAUUGAAGUGGAAAGAAUUAUAUUGUUUUUAAUUCAUAAAGUAAUUGACGAAACAGAUCCAGGAACAAAAGUAGAUGCUAAGCUAUUCAUAAAGUAUAUACAGAUAAGGUCAUUCCGAUACAAAAUUUGGCGAAUUUUAAGAGUAAACGCUGACCUGCCAUUCGAGUUGAUCAAUGUGUGCGUCAACUUCGUGUUGGUUUUACGAAAUUUCAUGCAUUUGUAUUAA
Manduca sexta (tobacco hornworm) is the source of this 1056-nucleotide messenger RNA. RefSeq lists its product as uncharacterized. The coding region runs from base 1 to 1056 and encodes 351 amino acids. The transcript has 3 exons. Lineage: Eukaryota; Metazoa; Arthropoda; Insecta; Lepidoptera; Sphingidae. The record is from RefSeq and is a predicted model, not a curated record.